Eucalyptus grandis is the source of this 1046-nucleotide messenger RNA. Its product is annotated as hypersensitive-induced reaction 1 protein. The transcript has 6 exons. The record is from RefSeq and is a predicted model, not a curated record. The coding region runs from base 141 to 914 and encodes 257 amino acids. Lineage: Eukaryota; Viridiplantae; Streptophyta; Magnoliopsida; Myrtales; Myrtaceae.
UCCUUCGCCAGAGUAAAGUGAAUCUGUCUCUGGGUCAACUACUUCCUGUCUCCCCACGCUCUGAACCUCCUUAGGGUUUGUACGGUCGCUGACACAGCCACGAAGGAAAGACGAUUAAGGAUCCAAUUGAAAGACAUAAGAUGGGUAACCUCUGUUGCAUUCAAGUUGACGAGUCCACAGUAGCUAUUAAGGAGAGAUUCGGCAAGUUUGAAGAAGUACUGGAACCUGGGUGCCAUUUUCUUCCUUGGAUUCUCGGAUAUCAGCGAGCUGGCAAUCUCUCACUCCGAUCGCAGCAGUUGGAUGUGAAUUGCGAAGCCAAGACCAAGGACAAUGCAUUUGUCUAUAUUGUUGCAUCUGUGCAAUACCAAGCCCUUGCAGAUAAAGCAGUUGAUGUCUUCUACAAGCUCAGUGACACAAGGAGUCUGAUCAAGACCUAUGUGAUCAGUGUGACCAGAGCUAGUGUUGCCAAGCUAAACUUGCAAGACACUUUUGAGCGGAGGAAUGAAAUUGCCAAAGCUGUUGAUAAAGAGCUUGAAAAGGCUAUGUCUGACUAUGGGUACGGGGUUGUGCAGACCCUCAUCGUUGACAUUAUGCCGCAUAUGCUCAUUAAGGAAGCUAUGAAGGAAAUUAAUUCUGCAAACAUGAAGGCUGUAGCAGAAAAGAUUCAGCAAAUUAAGAGAGCUGAAGGCAAGGCUGUGUCCAAGAACCUUCCUGGGCUGAGUAUUGCUCCCCAGCAUCAGACCAUUGUGGAUGGCUUGAGAUAUAGUGAGCUUGGCUUCUCAGAGAAUGUCCCACAAGAAACUGCAAAUGACGUCAUGGACAUGGAUAUCGUGACCCAAUACUUUGACACCAUGAGAGAAAUCAGCGCAGCACACGCAAUGCUUUCGUCAGAAAAUAAUCUGAAAUUAGGGUAGAAGUGGUCAAAAUGGACUUCUUAUGUCUGGUCGUGAUUGUGUCCUGACUGCGUCCCAUGUCAGUAUGAAAAGAUAUGAAUGACUCAUUUUAUCUUUGUAAUUAUUUUCUAUGCCAUGAUUGUGCACUAGCUC